ACUUUUAGGAACUCUUUCAUAAAUGCUCUUAAUAUGAAUGGAGGAGAUGGAGAACACAGCUAUUCUAGUAAUUCUGAUAAUCAGAGAAAUGUUAUCGCUAAAACACGACCAAAGGUGGAAGAGAAUAUCAGAGAAAUGUUACUUAAGUUAAAUUUCCCUGAAUGCAUCAAAGUGUCAGAUUUAGGAUGUUCUUCAGGACAAAACACGUUUUUGGUUAUGCUCGAAAUCGUCAACACAAUCACAGGAUCGUACCAACAAACAAAUCAAGACCUACCAGAGAUUGAUUAUUGCCUAAACGAUCUUCCACAAAACGAUUUCAAUACAACUUUCAAGCUGGUCCCUUUCUUCAAUAAAGAGGUUAAAGGAAAGUGUUUCAUAUCUGGAAUCCCUGGCUCCUUCUACUCAAGACUCUUUCCAAACAAAUCUCUCCAUUUUCUUCAUUCAUCUUAUAGUAUUCACUGGCUUUCUAAAGUUCCUCAAGGGCUUGAAGAUAACAAGAAUAACGUACACAUUAGAAGUGGAUGCUCUCUAAAUGUGUGCAGGAGUUAUAUGAAUCAGUUCCAAACUGAUUUCAACUUAUUCUUAAGAAUGCGGUCUGAAGAGAUAUUGCCUAAUGGACGCAUGGUUCUCACGUUCAUAGGACACAAAGAUGUAAAACCUUUUUGCAGAGAUGAUUUCUACCUUUGGUCCUUGCUAUCUGAUGCGCUUAUCGACCUAGUUUCAGAGGGGGUUGUGAAGCAAUCAGAAGUGGAUUCAUUCAAUGUACCGUUCUACAAUCCGAGCGCAGGAGAGGUUAUGAAGGUUGUCCGAAAUGAAGGCUCCUUUGAGAUUAACAAGAUAGAGACAUAUGAGCAUCUUGUUUCCUACGAAACUGAUGAAGAAAAAGAUGAUGACCAAUCACAUGGAAUUAAAUUUGGGAGAAAGAUGGCAAAUAGAGCAAGAGCCAUCACUGAAUCAAUGCUUAUUGCUCAUUUUGGUGAUACCAUUAUCAUUAACCACAUCUUCAACAAAUUUGCACACCAUGCAACCCAAAAUUAUAGUUUUUCCGGCCCAACAACAUUCAACAUCAUCAUGUCCUUGAUUAGGAAAUAA
This is a messenger RNA of Eutrema salsugineum, 1092 nucleotides long. Its product is annotated as salicylate/benzoate carboxyl methyltransferase. Gene Ontology annotation, biological process: methylation. Gene Ontology annotation, molecular function: S-adenosylmethionine-dependent methyltransferase activity. Bases 34 to 1092 code for a protein of 352 amino acids. NCBI's taxonomy places the organism in Eukaryota, Viridiplantae, Streptophyta, Magnoliopsida, Brassicales, Brassicaceae. The transcript is spliced from 3 exons. The record is from RefSeq and is a predicted model, not a curated record.